GAUGUGAGGAGUGCAGUAAGCAGUUCUGUAGGUGGCGCGAUCUGAAGAAACACAUGCGCACUCACACAGGGGAGAAGCCCUAUAGGUGUGAGGAGUGCAGCAGGCAGUUCAGUGACUUGAGUAGGCUGAAGGUCCAUAUGCGCACUCACACAGGGGAGAAACCCUACAAGUGUGAGGAGUGCAGCAGGCAGUUCAGUCGGCUGGGUCAUCUAAAGGAGCACAUGCGAACUCAUACAGGGGAAAAGCCCUACAAGUGUGAGGAGUGCAGCAGACAGUUCAGUCGACUGGGUCAUCUAAAGGGACACAUGCGGACUCACACAGGUGAGAAAGGCUACAGGUGUGAGGAGUGCUGCAGGCAGUUCAGUGAGCUAGGUACUCUAAAAACUCAUAUGCGAACUCACACAGGGGAGAAACCUUACAGGUGUGAGGAGUGCAGCAAGCAGUUUAGUGAGCUGGGUCAUCUGACGAAUCACAUGCGAACUCACACUGGGGAGAAACCCUACAAGUGUGAGGAGUGCAGCAGGAAGUUCAGUGAGCUAAGUAGUUUGAAGAAACACAUGCGAACUCACACAGGGGAGAAACCUUACAAGUGUCAAGAGUGUAGCAAACAGUUCAGUAGGCUGGAACAUCUAAAGGGACACAUGCGCACUCACACAGGGGAGAAACCCUACAAGUGUGAGGAGUGCAGCAGGCAGUUCAGUAAGCUAAGUAGUCUGAACAAGCACAUGCGGACUCACACAGGGGAGAAACCCUACAAGUGUGAGGAGUGCAGCAGGCAGUUCUGUCAGAUGGGCCAUCUGAAAACUCACAUGCGGAUUCACACAGGGGAGAAGCCAUACAAGUGUGAAGAGUGCAGUAGGCAGUUCAAUCAGAUGGGUCAUCUGAAAACUCACAUGCGGACUCACACAGGGGAGAAACCCUACAGGUGUGAGGAGUGCAGCAAGCAGUUCAGUCAGCUGGGUAAGCUGAAAAUCCACAUGCGGACUCACACAGGGGAGAAGCCCUACAGAUGUGAGGAGUGCAGCAAGCAUUUCAGUCAGCUCAGUCAUCUGAAGGAACACAUACGGACUCACACAGGGGAGAAACCCUACAAAUGCGAGGAGUGCAGCAAGCAGUUUAGUCAGCUUCAUCAUCUAAAGAUACACAUGCGAACUCACACAGGGGAGAAACCGUACAUGUGUGAGGAGUGCAGCAAACAAUUUAGUCAGCUGUGCAAUCUAAAGAGACACAUGCGGACUCACACAGGGGAAAAACCUUACAAGUGUGAGGAGUGCAGCAAGCAGUUCAGUCAGCUUGGUCAUCUUAGGGGACAUAUGCGAACUCACACAGGGGAGAAACCCUACAAGUGUGAGGAAUGUAGGAAGCAGUUCAGUGAGAUGGGUGAUCUGACGAAACACAUGCGGACUCACACAGGGGAGAAACCCUACAGGUGUGAGGAGUGUAGCAAACAGUUCAGUCAGCUGAGUAAUCUGAAGACUCACAUGCAGACUCACACAGGGGAGAAACUCUACAAGUGUGAGGAGUGCAAUAAGCAGUUCAGUGAGCUGGGAAGUCUGAAGGGACACAUGCGAACUCACACAGGGGAGAAACCCUACAGGUGUGAGGAGUGCAGCAGGCAGUUCAGUCACCUGAAUCAUCUGAAGAGUCACAUGCGAACUCACACAGGGGAGAAACCCUACAAGUGUGAGGAGUGUAGCAAACAGUUCAGUGAGCUGGGUAAUCUGAAGAAACAUAUGCGGACUCACACAGGGGAGAAACCUUACAAGUGUGAGACCAUGGUAUACUUCCGGGUCAUGAGACGCAACUUCCUGUUUACUGAAGAAACGGCGUGGGUUUGGAAGUUUUUCUUCGUCUCGAAGAUCUCAUCGACAUUUAGCGGUUUUAGCGAUCCGACUGACGUUGUCGUGCAGGUCUGCUGGUGUUCAAGUUUGUUCAGACGUUGUUCUCGAGCUAGGAGGAUGGCAUCAACAAGCAACGUGCGGAGUUUGGAUGACGUCAGGAGAAAUGCGAAAGAAGAUGGAUCUGUGCGACCUGGCACUUACAAGUGUGAGGAGGGCGGCAGAGACAAGAAGUGCUACAGGUGUGAGGGGUGCAGCAAGCAGUUCAGUCAGCUGUGUAGUCUUCAGUCUCACAUGCGGCGUCACACAGGGGAGAAACCCUACAAGUAUGAGGAGUGCCUAAAACAGUUUAGUCAGCCGGAUAAUCUGAAGGCUCACAUGCGGACUCACACUGGGGAGAAACCCUACAGGUGUGAGGAUUGUAGCAGGCAGUUCAGUAGGCGGAAUGAUCUGAAGAGACACAUGCGAACCCAUACAGGGGAGAAACCCUACAGGUGUGAGGAGUGCAGCAAGCAGUUCAGUUUGCAGGGUAGUCUGAAGGCUCACAUGCGGACACACACUGGAGAGAAACCCUACAUAUGUGAGGAGUGCAGCAGGCAGUUCAGUGAGCUGCAUCAUCUGAAGAGUCACAUGCGAACUCACACAGGGGAGAAACCCUACAAGUGUGAGGAGUGCAGCAAGCAGUUCAGUCAGCUGGGUGAGCUGAAAAUCCACAAGCGGACUCACACAGGGGAGAAGCCCUACAAAUGUGAGGAGUGCAGCAGGCAGUUCAGUGAGCUAGGAAGUCUGAAGAAACACAUGCUGACUCACACAGGGGAGAAACCCUACAAGUGUGAGGAGUGCAGCAGGAAGUUUAGUCGGCUGAAUCAUCUGAAGAGUCACAUGCGCACUCACACAGGGGAUAAACCCUACAGGUGUGAGGAGUGCAGCAGGCAGUUCAGUCAUCUAGGUUCCCUGAAGACUCACAUACGGAUUCACACGGGGGAGAAACCCUACAAAUGUGAGGAGUGCAGAAGGCAGUUCCGUCAGCUAGGCGCACUAAACACUCACAUGCAAACUCACACUGGUGACAAACCCUACACAUGUGAGGAAUGCAGCAGGCAGUUCAGUGAGCCGGGUCAUCUAAAGACACACAUGCGGACUCACACAGGGGAGAAACCGUAUAGGUGCGCGAGGAGUGCAGCAAGCAGUUCAGUCAGCCGGGUAAUCUGA
Molecule: messenger RNA, 3050 nt
Organism: Branchiostoma floridae (Florida lancelet)
Lineage: Eukaryota; Metazoa; Chordata; Leptocardii; Amphioxiformes; Branchiostomatidae
Product: zinc finger protein 208-like
Exons: 5
Coding region: 54-3050 (998 amino acids)
Biological process (GO): regulation of transcription by RNA polymerase II
Molecular function (GO): DNA-binding transcription factor activity; RNA polymerase II cis-regulatory region sequence-specific DNA binding
Source: RefSeq, a predicted model, not a curated record